AUGGGUGGCUGCUUCUGUAUCCCUGGGGAGCGGAGUCUGCCCUGGGGCCCAGGUAAAGAAGGUCCUUCCAAGGGUCCAUCUGGAUUGAGUGAGGACACAUCCUCACUUGAAAACAAGGGAAAAUGUUUCCUGCCACCGAACACGACACAAGAUCUGGUGCUCUCAUUCUGUGUGAAGAGUCGCUCCAGGAGGUGCGUCAAUGCAGCCUUACAGGAAGCUGCACGCAGGCGGCUGUGGGCCCUGGAGAACGAAGACCAGGAAGUCUGUGCGCUGUUUAAGGACCUCUCUGCAAGGUUGGUGAGCAUCCAGUCCCAGAAGGACCAGUUCCUCAUCACCUUCAAGACUGUGGAGGAAAUCUGGAAGUUUUCCACCUACCUGAACUUAGGCUAUGUGUCCACAUGUCUGGAGCACCUCUUCUUUGACCACAAGUACUGGCUCAACUGCAGACUGGUGGCUGACACAGAGAUCCAGGUGUCUGUGGACGACAACCACUUGGAAAACAUGUACCUGGGCCUCCUGCUGCAGGAAGGGCACUUCUUCUGCAGAGCUGUGUGUUCUGUGGCUCAGCCAGCUGAGAAGGAAGGAGAGUAUUUGACACUGUGUAAGAGUGAGCUGAUUUCUGUGCUCCCCGAAGGCGAAUCUGAGUGGGAAGGCGUGUCCUUAGUGACGGGUCAGAGGGGCCUUGUGCCUGUGUCGGCCCUGGAGCCCCUGCCUGUCCCUUUCCACCAAUGGUUCCUGAAGAAUUACCCAGGAAUCUGUGGCCUUCCCAGGAGGGGAGACUGGACAGGCUCCUGUCAGAUUGGCAGAGGACGCUGCAAGGCUCUGAUGGAUUACAAACAGGAGGAAAAGGAUGAGCUGCCUUUCCUCCAGGGGGAAAGCAUUGAAGUAAUCGGCUUCGUCAUACCCGGGCUGCAGUGGUUCAUCGGGAAGUCUGUGAGCUCAGGAGAAGUGGGGUUUGUCCCCACCAAGAGCAUAGAUCUUGAUUCCUGCUCCCCAGUGAGCAAGAACUCAGCCUUCUUCAGUGAUGAGGAAAGAUGUUCUCUCUGGUUCCCGGGAAACGACAGGAAGGCUGAGUGUUCCAGCUUCCUUUGCGCACUUGCUCAUACUGACAUCACCUCUGUCUACCGCUUGAGUGAGUUUGACUCCAUCCAGAAUCUUCAGAAUGAUCUGAGCGCAUCUCAGCCUGAGGGCUUCCAGGAGGCCAGGUCUGGUAGGACCUGGGUGGAGCAGCAGACCAUGGGUUCCAGACGGUCCAGCAGUUCUGUGGAGUCCAGCCUUGAGGAGGAGCUCCUCUCAGCCUCCUCAGACAGCUAUCACCUUCCAGAGCCUGACGACCUUGAUGACCCAGAACUGUUCCUGGACCUAAGCUCUAGCCUGGAAGAGGACGAGGUGGAGCACUUUGCCCCCAUCUUGGCUUUUCUGGAUCAUGAAGGCUACACUGACCACUUUAAGAGCCUCUAUGAUUUCUCCUUCUCUUUUCUUACAUCCUCCUUUUAUAGUUUUACUGAGGAGGAUGAUCUAGUGGCCUACCUAGAGACUUCAAGAAAGUGGGCCAAGAUGAGCCACAUGACGUGGGCCCAUGCCCGGCUUUGCUUCCUCCUAGGCCGACUGAGUAUCAGGAAGAUCAAACUUUCCCAGGCCAGGGUAUACUUUGAGGAGGCCAUUCGAGUCCUUGAUGGGGCAUUUAAGGACCUCUCCCUGGUGGCUGCUCUGUACAUCAACUUGGCAGCCAUCUACCUGAAGCAGAGGCUGAGACAUAAAGGGCCAGCCUUGCUUGAAAAAGCAGGCAGUCUGCUGGCCUGUCUGCCGGACCGGGAGUUCAGUGCCAAGAUUGAGCUUGAUGUGGUGGCGUAUGUGCUGCGUCAAGGGAUUGUGAUGGGGAGUGGCCCUCUGGAGGCCAGGUCCUGCUUCCUGGCCAUUCGAUUGCUCCUGAGCCUUGGCCGGCAUGAGGAAGUUCUGCCAUUUGCAGAGCGUCUGCAGCUCCUUUCUGGACACCCUCCCACUUUGGAGGCUACCGACACCAUGUUGAGUUUUCUGUACGACAAGAAAUAUCUUCCACAUCUUGCGGUAGCCUCUGUUCAGAAACACGGCCCCCAGAGUGGCCAGGGCAUGUCUGUUUCCGUUUGGCAGGCCUGUUUGGUCCUCCAGAAUGCCAGCAAGAUCCUUGGCGUUCCUUCCUCAAGCCAGGGUGAAGUUUCUGCCCUGGCCUGCCCAACCCUCAGGCAAGCCCUGGAUGCCUGCAAGGAGCAGACUGACCUGAAUAUCCAGAGGUCCUUGUGUCUACUCUUGUCCAAAAUGUACCUCCACCACAGGUCCUCUGAUGCCUCUGUCUACUACCUGAGCCAGGCCCAAAGUUUAGGGAAGCUACUGGGCGAACAGGAAGCCUUUGAAUCUUCUCUCUGUCUGGCAUGGGCUUAUCUCUUAGCCAGGCAGACAAAGAAGGCUUUGGAGAUCCUUGAACCACUGCUGUGUUCCUUAAGGGAGACGGAGUGUGUGACCCAAAAAGGAGUGCUCCAUAACCUCCUGGGACUUGCAUUUCAGGAUGAAGGCCGGACAGGCAAGGCAGCCAAGAGUUACCUCCGAGCCUUGGUCAGAGCUCGGGAGAUGGGAAACGUGCGCAACCAAGCCGUGUCUAUGGCCAACCUUGGCCACUUGACCCUCAAGUCCUGCAUGCAGCAGUCAGCAAGGGGUUAUCUCUUGGAGGCUGUCCGGCUCUAUUCCGAACUCCCAGCCAGCAAGGAGACAGACAUGGAGUUGGUACAAGUGUUACUCUGGUUGGGCCAAGCUCUGGUGUCAGGACGCCAGCUGGUCCACAGCCGCCUUUGUUAUGAAAUGGCAUUGCUGUUUGGCCUACGGCACCGGCACCUGAACAGUCAACUUCAGGUCACCAAAUCCCUCUGCCAUUUCUACAGCUCUGUGUCCCCAAACCCCGAUGCAUGCAUUACCUAUCACGAACACUGGCUGGCCCUGGCUCAGCAACUCAGGGACCGGGAAAUGGAGGGGCAAUUACUGGAGUCCCUUGGGCAGCUUUAUAGGAACCUAAAUACAUCCAGGUCCCUCAGGAGAUCUCUCUCCUGCAUCAAGGAGAGCCUGCGUAUUUUUGUUGACCUUGGGGAGAGAGACAAGGCUGCUGAGGCCUGGCUGAGGGCUGGGCGCCUGCAUUACCUCAUGCAGGAAGAUGAGCUGGUGGAACUGUACUUGCAGGAGGCCAUCCAGAUAGCCUUGAGGUCGGAGGAGCCCUCCCUUGCCCUCAGGCUUUACGAAGAAGCAGGUGAUGUGUUCUUCAACGGGACCCGGCACAGGCAUCGCGCUGUGGAGUAUUACCGGGCUGGGGCCGUUCCUUUAGCGAGGAGAAUGAAAGCCCUGCGAACUGAGUUGCGCAUCUUCAACAAGCUGACUGAGCUGCAGAUCAGCCUGGAGGGCUACGAGAAAGCUUUGGAAUUCGCCACCCUGGCUGCCAGGCUGAGUGUCCUCACGGGAGAUCAGAAACAGGAGCUGGUGGCCUUUCACCGCCUGGCCACUGUGUACUUCUCUCUGAACAUGUUUGAGAUGGCUGAAGACUGCUACCUGAAGACUCUGUCCCUGUGCCCACCAUGGCUGCAGAGCCCCAAGGAGGCACUGUACUAUGCCAAGGUGUACUGUCGUCUGGGCCAACUCACUUUCAACCAGCUGAAGGAUGCCCACGAUGCUACUGAAUACUUUCUGCUGGCUCUAGCAGCUGCGGUCUUUCUGGGUGAUGAGGAGCUCCAAGACACCAUUAAGAUCAGGCUGGACAACAUCUGCCAGAGUCCCUUGUGGCACAGCAAUCCCUUGGGGUGCUCGUCAGAGAGGGCACGGUGGCUCAGUGGUGGGAGCCUGGCCCUCUGAAGAAACCCUUUUUCUUUCUUACCAUGUUGCCAUGGCUACGUGCUGCCUUCCUGCCCCACGUUCUUAGAUCUGGAACUGGGAGGGUUCAAGUUAUCACCCCAUUUUAUGGAGAAGAGCACUGGCCAUAAGGAGAGGGGCUAUGUGAGGAGCAUUCUGGCUUUACGCUUUGCCUCGGGAGCUUGGUCCAGGUCAUUGUGACGCCUUCCUCCACACACAACUCUGAAAUGCCUUCUCUCAACCCAGCUCCGGAGAAAGUGAGGAAAGCAGGCACGGCGCUGGGGAAAGGGUGAGCAGCCUGCCCUGAUGUCCUUAACGGUGUUCUCAGGGAAAGACCCUCCAGGGCAGCGGAGGGACCCAUUGUUUCUUUCUCACUUUCUUCAAAACCAAAGGAGUCGGCACUUGGUGCUCAUGGGGACUGCUGGCACAGAAUUCUGCGUGGUUCUUGCUCAGGAGACACAGCCUCAGAACACUCGGGUGGGAUGCACAGAGGUCCAACUGGGAUCCAUGUUCUCCAUUCUACCUGAAUGCAUGGUUACUGUAUGACCUCCCAGAACCUCCAAUGAAGCUUACCCAGGGCUAAGGCUUGAGAAUUAUGCCAUACAUUACGUGUAAAUACUGUAUAUCAUUAAAU
This is a messenger RNA of Psammomys obesus (fat sand rat), 4498 nucleotides long. It is a transcript of the gene Sh3tc2, whose product is annotated as SH3 domain and tetratricopeptide repeats 2. Gene Ontology annotation, biological process: regulation of intracellular protein transport; regulation of ERBB signaling pathway. Bases 1 to 3867 code for a protein of 1288 amino acids. Gene Ontology annotation, cellular component: recycling endosome. Gene Ontology annotation, molecular function: protein binding. The transcript is spliced from 17 exons. The record is from RefSeq and is a predicted model, not a curated record. NCBI's taxonomy places the organism in Eukaryota, Metazoa, Chordata, Mammalia, Rodentia, Muridae.